Plasmodium gallinaceum is the source of this 2124-nucleotide messenger RNA. RefSeq names its product nucleic acid binding protein, putative. NCBI's taxonomy places the organism in Eukaryota, Apicomplexa, Aconoidasida, Haemosporida, Plasmodiidae. The record is from RefSeq and is a predicted model, not a curated record. Bases 1 to 2124 code for a protein of 707 amino acids. The transcript has 10 exons. Gene Ontology annotation, molecular function: RNA binding.
AUGAAUUCCUUAAAUGAGAAAACAAAAAAAAGACUUCUUAAUGAUGAAUUAAAUUUCGUUUUUAACAAAAAAGAAACUUUUGAAGAUAUUAAUAAUAGUUAUUUAAUUAAUAAAAAUGAAAAUUCUAAUGGAGAUAUAUAUAAUUUUAAUUUAAAUGAAAAUAUAAAUGAAAAUAAUAUUUCCUUAUUUAAAGAUAAUGAAAAAUCAAUAAAUAAUAGUAAUAUUACUAUGUUAAAAUCAAAUGUAGAAUAUGAGAAAAAAUGCAUUAAUGACAUGAAUUCAAAAGAUAGUAACAUUUUUUUUUUAAAAUUAGAAGGAAAUUGUUUGGAUGAUUUAAGAAUUACUGAAAAAAAUUGUGAUAAAUUAUCUAAUGAGAACAAUGUUCUAAAAGAUAAUAAUAUUAAAAUAAAAAAUAUAAAAGAAAGUAAAAACAAUAAGGAAAAUAUCAAUAUGUUGUAUAUUUUUAAUAACAAAAAUGAGAGCAAUAAUAACGUUUCUGAUGAUAAUAAAUGGAUCAAUAGUAAUAAUAACGGUAUUAACAAUGUAAAUAACAAUAACAAAAAUAAUGAUAAUAAAAAUAAGGUUAACGAAAGAAAUGGUAAUGAUAGUGAUUGUAAUAAUGACGUUAACAAUAGUAAUGAUGGCAAUUUAAUAGAUAUCUCAAAUAAUGAAGAAAUUAUUCAAGAAAUAAAUGAAUACAAUGAUCAUAAUGACUUAAAUUAUUUAAGUAAACAUGAAAAUGAAAUAGAUAAUAGAAUAAAAAGGAAAAUAAAUUCUUUAAAACAUAAUGAAAUAAAAAAGAAAAAAAAAAAUGAUGUAGAUAAUAUAUUACCCUAUACAUCAGUUAAUAUAGUGAAUUCAGAAUCGUCUUUAAAAGAAAAAUAUAAUUAUAAAAGUAAUGUAGACGAAAAAAAAAAUGAUGAAGAUUACGGAAAAACAAAUAUUGAUAUUAAAAAUGAUAACAUUAUAUAUGCAAAUGAGGCUUUAAAAAAAUAUCCCCGAAUAUUUGCAACUAGAUUACCUUUUGAGGCUAAUAAAAGAGAUUUAGAAAAACAUUUUUCAAAAUAUGGAAAAAUAAUAGACAUAUAUGUUUCAAAGAAUUUAUCAAACAACAAAAAUAAGGGAUUUGGUUUUGUUUCUUUUGAAAAACAAGAAUCAAUGGAUAAAGAUAAGUUACACAUAAUUUGUGGAAAAGAGAUUGUCGUAGAUGUUGCAUCUAUGAGAGAUAACAAAUCUAGUCAACUUUUUCCUUUACCAUCUGAUCAUUAUUUAGUUAAAAAUCAAAAAAAUAAGAAAAACAUUAUAAGCAAAACCCUCAAUAGAGACAUAAAUUUUAAUAAAUAUGAUAUAUAUAAUAAAUCUAAUAAUAUAAAAAUUAAAUCAAAAAGCAAUGAUAAUUACUUAAUGUUACGGAAUUUGAAUAAUUUAAACCCCAAUUAUAAUAUUUUGAAUUCAUCAAAUUUUAAAAUAAAAACAGCAAAACAAAUUUAUAUUCCACCUCUCGCAUAUAAUAUAAACCCUAAAUAUCUGAAUUCAUCUUAUUCAAACUGUUCAAGAAAUAUAGAAAAUAGUUACUAUUACAACUUUGUAAAUUAUAAAAAUUCAAAUAAUUUAUUAUUAUACAAUGAUAAUAUGUAUAACUCAAAAAAAAUACCUUUUCCAUAUUGUGCUUGUGAUUCACAUUAUUUAAAUCAGAAUUUAAUUACCAAAAAUAUAUUUUCACAAAGGAAUAAUAUAAAUGAAAAAAAUACUUCAAAAUGUACAUCUAAUUUAAUUUCAAAUGUGAAAUAUAACACUAACUCAUAUGUUCGCAAAUUACCAGGUGGUGAUGAGUGGAACAAGAGAGGAUAUAAGUUAUUUGUUACUAAAUUAAAUAGUGUAACAACUGUUGAUACUUUAAGAAAUUACUUUGAAAAAUUUGGGGAGAUUAUAGAUAUAUAUAUGCCUAAUGAUAUAUGUACUAAUAGACCACGUGGUAUAGCUUUUGUUACGUUUUUAGAUUGUGAUUGCGUUAAAAAAAUUUUAUCAAACAAAAAUUUAAAACAUAUAAUAGAUGGAAAAGAAGUAGUUGUGGAUUUAGCAGAUCCAGAAACUAAAAAUAAAAAAAGUUUUAAUUAUUUAUAA